Molecule: messenger RNA, 8824 nt
Organism: Amoebophrya sp. A25
Lineage: Eukaryota; Dinophyceae; Syndiniales; Amoebophryaceae
Source: the annotation of a GenBank genome assembly
CGUGCGGUUGCCCACACAGUUGCACACGAUGCGCAUCCCGAAGUUUCUCACACCUCCUGUCGCAGGAUGUCUGCUACUCGGAGGUGUUCGAUAUGGGGCAGUUGUCUCUCCAAUCCAGGUUUCGGCGCAGGAAAUGUUUCCUCGGUCUUCAGGCAGCGUGGCUGGAGGAAACAUCAAGUUGGACUACGCAAGGGAACUCCGAAAAGAGCAAGGAGGACAGGGAGUAGCCGGCGUCGCAGCCGGUGUCGCUAGUGGUGAGCAGAUGAACAAUAUUGUUGUAGCCGCAUCAGGAGAACAACAAGCACCCGCAGAGCAAGCGCGAGCGCCAGUCGACCUGUUGGCAGAGGCUCGUGCACAUCCAGAAUGUGGAUCGGGGAGGGUGAACGGACUGAUGAUGUUAAGGCUCACGAUAAUUCCUCUCUAGAGUAGCAUAAUCAUGUCCUUCCACGAGAGAUCAUAUCGCCUUAUCAGCGGAAGGACGCGCCCCCCCCUUCUUGGGUGGGACCGGUCAAGUUUGCCGAUGGCGGUCAAGUUUGCCGAUGUAGUCGAACUGCGCAGUUGGCUUAGUGGUUUAGGCGUUCCCCUGUUCACUUAUCAAAUUCCUCUCUAGAGUAGCAUAAUUUCCUAGAACACUUAGCAUAAUCCUGUGCUUCCACGGGAGAUCAUAUGGCCUGGAGCGCCAUCAGCGGAAGGACGCGAGCCACUCACGAACACUAUCGCCUUAUACUCGCAAGUACAGUACCAGAAGAAGCAUUGACGUAUAUCGGCCUCCGCUCUCUUCUUGGAUUCUGAGAGUAUUAUUCUUUCUCAGCCUUCCUCGUGGAUUCUGAGCGUAUGCGCCUUCCGUCAGUAAAAGAAGAAUUAAUAUUUUGGGCUCUAAUGAAGUGGCCAGGGCAGCCUGAAUCGUUUUUGGUUGACGCACACGCCACUCUCGAGAGUCUUCUGUUUCACCACCCCGAUUUCAAUGUCUACGUCUUCAACCUCCCGCGUGGGCAUUUAUGACACUGAGAGGUGACAUUCAUUUGAGCUCAACGUCAGCACCGAAUCCGUAGUCCAUUGGCAGGGAGAUAACGGGUAGUAUAGCUCUUUUUAACUCCUUCAAAUGUAUUGAGCUUCCAUACCCUGAAUGUUGUCAGCUUUGAAUCUGGUUCGAAGUUGCAGCGUCUACCGCAGCACCUCUUUACUUCUUCCCCGCUCGCUAGUUAUUUAUUAGCAUGCUAGUACUAUUUGCUUCUUUUGUACCCAGCCUGUUCCCCCUUUAUCCACAGAGCCUUAUCUCCUUGUUGCAUCCGACCUGUUCCUUCAUGUUUCUCUCCGUUUUUGCUCUCUAGUUAGCAUCUAACCACAUUAGCGCGGUACCGUAAAGAGGGCUAUUGCGUUUUCGCCGUGCCGUUGGACUGGAAUGGAAUCCGUGACGUGCUCCAUGCGGCCAGUCGCGGAAGAUUCACGCGGGAUCAGAUUCAGGAGUUCCUCUACACCAUGCAGAACACACCAGAUCCUGCCAUCACAAUGUUAGGAAAUUCAACUUCUACCUAUGAAUUAUAACUCAAAUAAGGACUAUGUUGAUGAUGACUCAGAAUUUAGGUUUACUCAAUCUUUGGUACUGCUGGUAGGUAAUACGUGCAGGGAAAAUGAUCUCUGAAUAAUCGCUGCUAGAACUAUGUUUGGGGGAGAUGACCUAUUACUAGCUAGUAUGACUGUUUCAAGAAGACAAGGGGCACGCCCCUUGUGCAGCACCGUUUUUCUUCAGAUCAACUAACGAAACUGUAGAAAAUGAACCUCAGCUAGAAGGAGAUGAAGCAAUAUUACAGUAUGCAGAUGAAAAGGAAUUUCAAUUUCUAUCGUGAGGCACCAGCUACCGUGACGCGCAAGCUGCCUCUAAAGGGAGGCGUCGUGUGGAACAGUUUCAUCUUCGCCGUGCAGCACCUGUACGGUGGAUUGUACGUCCCGCUCGAUGGCGUGUUGCUUGGCGCAGUGGACCAGUUUCUGACUACGCCACUCGCUGACACCCUGAUGUUCACGGAACGCAUUUUGCCAGAGAAGCUCGACUGGGGUCUGAAACUUGAAGAGGUAAAGCAACCACGUUCUCCUACCGAUCUAGCUGACUUGGAAACUGGGAUUUGCGGUGAUGUCCAGAUGUGCUUGAGGCACAUUCCUGCCCCAGAGCGGAGACAACUUUAUGAAUGGAAUUUCUUCACUGAUAAGAACUUUAUGAUAACUACGUUAACACAAAAGCCGCAGCUGGCGGGGACUGUGGCGACCGGACAUACCAUAGUCGAUCGCAAUGACGACCAUAGCACUACACACACAGAGCACAAAGAAAUCCGGCGGGAUCGUACGCGUCGCCCGGAGCGCAUCAAAACAAACAAACAAACAAAAACUGACUGUGAAAAAUCUUUUUGAUAUACCCGGAGUGAUAUUAAAGAUAACAUCUUUCUCCUCGUGGAAUUAUUACAGCUUCUUUUUUCGCAUCAGUAGACUUAGUUUCUGAAAACAACAUCUUCGACAGGCAGCACAAGAAAGCUGCCUCUUAUUUCCUUGCUUCAUUUUAAGCUGCGACAGAGAGGUGUGGAUAUCGAGAAAGUUGCGCACGAGUACGUUGUGCACAUACUAGACCAGGUGCGAAAUUGGAGGAAUGGCAGCCCUGAUCUAGAGAAAUUUGGUACAGAAAUGAUGAGAACGUGGAUGCGCGAGGAUCGUAUGUUGCUUCUGCCUCAUUGGGUCAUUCAGGAACCUAGUUUUGCUGACGGAUAUGGCGAUUUUUUUUUGAUACUGAGUAUUGAUAUCUGUAAAGCGUAUAAGGGAAGUCGAUCGGCAUGGUCAUAUGGUUCGCAAAGGUGCGGACGUGGAUGCAUCCUAUGAUCAUGUCCUCAAGCCGUUGUAACUCUAUCCGUGACAGAAGUGAGUAUAAUGAGCAGUACUCAUAGUGAUUUGUUUUCAAUAUCUUCUCGAGCAUUCUUCAUACCCCCUACUCGGCGCACAUUUUGGUGGGACCCGAAAAACAGACGGAGCUUUACUCCCCUCGAUUCCAUCGGUCUAGUUCAGACUGGACAUUGGUAAGCACCGCGAAACUGUGGCUGCCCUUACGUUACGGGCAGAUCUCAGCAAGAAAUGCCCUCCGAUGGAGCGUGAUGGAUUCGGCGUUGCUUUUGUUAAGGCCUCCCAACUGGUGUGUGAAGACUCUGAGCGCCUCUUGGUCCUCUGACAUUUUUCACUGUUGACAAAAGUGUUGUGAAGUAGGGGAGUUGCGUCGAAAGAGAGAGAAUAGCCGUGUCUAUCGAAGCAGUUUAGAGUUGUUGGUUUGGACUUCUAAUGUGGCAGUCGCUGCACAUAUCGCCGUAUCCAUACCGUACCGCGUUCCACAAUCACGAUUACGAAAAGCAUCGAAUGCGAAUUGAGGUAAUAGAAGUUUACUAGUCUAACCGUAUUAGUCUAACCCGACGAGUGAGACUACUCCUACUAGUCUAAGCCCCCUAGUCUAGCCCUACUAGUCUAGCGCUAAACGGUAGAAGUCGAUGCAUCUUUUUGUGAUGGUAGUGCUUUCCGCAUUAAGUGGUGACCCUGGUACUCGGCUUAGGGGUGGCUUAAGCGAUGACCAAGACAUCACUUAGCGCUCGCUUUAGUGGUCACCAAGACAUCACUUAGGAUUCGCUUAGGUAAUGACCAAGAUAUCACUUAGAACUCGCUUAAGCAGUGACCAAGACAUCACCGUUUAAGGGUUCCUUAAGUAGUGACUACCUCCACACAGUGCUUAACAUGGGACACCCUGAUAAAUCAAUACAAGAGAGCAGCGCGCAUAUACUCAGACUUGUUGUACGAAAGAAAAUUAGAUUAACAAUUAUAGCAAUUUCGCCUACUCAUACUCCUGUCUUCCACGUCCCAACAAAUGACAGGGUUACCACUUGUCUAUGGGCGUUUCCGAUUCGUACAAGAACUUUGCGCCCCACGGAGUUAACGAGACGAUACAAGCAGGCAUCAUCGAGGGAGGAUAUCCAGGUAUUGUGGGUGGCUUUCGAACCUUUGGGCGUAUUCGAGUGGUCGGUAGGCCAUGGACAGAGGCAUGGGUGCGCGGCGCAAAUUCAAAUGAAGCGCAGCAGGUGGACACGCAAAGCGCCCAACAGAGCCACGAGGUGAUGGCAAGCAUGCUAGGAAGUGGAGAUGUUGGGGCAGCUCCGACAUUAAGGCUACUUACUUAGUCAUUUUCACAUUGCAUCUCCUUUGUUUAGCCAUCCUCUACAGACUUUUUUUUAAUGUACAUCUACUUAAGCAAAACGUCAAGAAUGGAUGCCUCUCACCAUGCCGAGUGCAAUGUCUUGUCGCAGCCUCCUCGUUCUAAAAACAGGAUUUCCGUAUCCCUCCGUAGCGCAGGCCGAAGGCAGUAUGAAACAGCGACUGCGACUGGUGAUUCGCGUGAACAAACAAGUGGCGCUCUUCUGCCGAAAUGCGGCAGUGCCUUCCAAGUUCGAGUGGCGAGAUGAGGCUUGGUUUCAAAAGUGUGAGCGAGCAUUGAAGGGCGCGCAGCGUUUCGAGAUGUGCGCGUCGUCCUCAGAAAUCAAUUCCGUGGUGCGACUGCUCAGCUACCGAGGAAACUAUGUCAAGGAGAUGAGCACAGCAGUGGCGCGAGUGACGGAUGAGAAGAACUUGGCAAUCCGAGAGCAGAUUGAAGCACACUAUGGACUAGGCUAUUUCGCACUGUUUCAGGGUUGUGACGUAGUGGAACCCGGUUACGAGCAGAUGACUCUUGCUGACUACGCAAAGGUACUAGCAGCGGAAAAACAAGCAACAGGAGAUACUAGUGCAGGAGGGGGAGCCGGAGCAAACCAACAAACAGCAGCACAGCAGUCUUCUAGCUCAUCUGGUGACUCACCGCAACAUCAACAGCAGACAGCAUCGGAUGCCAGUAAGAUGCGCACGGCUGGCACCGUCACAACGCCAUCGCUCGAAGGCACCGAGGACCGAUUUGCGGGACAAACUACGUUGCCGCGACACAAUUUACUAGAUUUUAGGGGACUGAAAUUACUUCUAGACGACCCAGAGUCCGUGAUUACGAUUGCUGCACACUCUGCAUCUCGGUGCUGGAUGUUAGAGCGGCUCGCAGACAGCCUGAAAACGAGCUAUCCUACAAUGCCCAUCAUAGGAACCUGUGAAUGCGCGGAAGAAGACACGGUUUGCGACGCGACACCAAUCCAGAAAUCUGAUUUAGGUGUGGUAACAACACUUUGACGUUGUUUCUGAUAUAGAAGCUGCGUUUGGAUGCAGCUAUAAGUCUCACGAAUAAUGACACCAGUUCUUGAAAAUUAUUCUGAUAACAACAUAGCUAUGAUUAAUUCUUGUGAAAAAUGAAGUUUUAAUCAUUACUCUGUUCCUCUAAACAACGUGCUCACGGUGUAUCCUGUGCCAUAUGAUUUUGGGUUGUCGCAGGGAAAAACAAGGCUGACUGAGCUGAGCAAGACAGAGUAUCUUCUCAUUUUGGACGACGACUUCGUGCGGACGCACCACACGUGUAUCGAGUGCAUGCUCGCCAAAAUGUACUCGUACUGGCACACGAGCUUCCUACCGCUGGAUCUAGGUGCUCAUUUGAUCUAGGUGUAGCAGUUCUAGUUAUCGACAAAUUACAAGGAUGACGAGUGAUCAUUGUUCGCAAGUAAGUGUUAAAGGUUGCAGCAUUACAUUCUUUAGAACAUCCCUCACCUCUUUCCUACUGGGGAUGUAAUUGUUUAAUCAUCCUCAUCGCCCUCCUCGUCCAUCAGUCGGCUUCCCGGUUCUGGAGGACGAGCGGAAUUUCGGUGCUUACCGUGGUAAAUUCCGUUUGCAGAACACGGCUUUGUUCCUAGAACCGUUUUACCACGGCAACGCGCCCGAUGGCUGUAUCAGAGUGGAUUUUUGCCCAAUGGUGUAUCUAGCUAGGCGCGAACGCAUGAAGCAAUUCGUGUGGAAACCGGAGUUGAAAGUCGGAGAACACGAAUACUUUUUCUACACCAACAAUUAAGGCUACAAAUAAUUCGCUAGUCCAUCUAUACAAGAGCGAGCUUCUACUCAAGCAUAUGAAAAGGAGAACCUGCACAGCGAGUAAAAGCCAGAGAGCAGUGAUCAAAAUCCAGAGAAUGCUUAGCAUAUACAAAGCUCUCCCUAGCACGGGGAUACUCUACACUCAAAGCGAUGGACUAGAAGAGCAGCUCUAAAACAAGUUACGCGGCAUUCAAACCGGUGUGUGCUUUGACAGCAGUUUCGCGCAUGCAAGACACAAACCUCAGACCGCUCUAGCAACCUAUCAACCAAGACGUGAUAGGUUUCUGGAUCUCAUGAUGGGAGCUUUUGCAGUCGGCGGAAUCACGCGUGUGAUGUACCUCUUUCGCACGUACCAGGUAUAAUAAAAUUACUGCUCCUUGAAUACUAAUACUUGUUGAGAUUAGAAUAUCCUAUGGCCACUCUUGUUGUCGUAGUUGUAACCCUGCACGACCAGCUUGAGCAUGCCCUAAUUUUACUCGCAAACAAACGUAGAUGACCGAGACAAAAGAUUUUGACGAGUUGGCGGACAGGGAGGUGGCGCCUUGGGAUAUAUCCGAUGACACAUGUGGGCCAAGCCAGGAACCGGUAGCGCCUUUCGUUGUUCUAUUCGUGGCGCUUUUAUCGUCACCAGAAAACAGUCAGACGCGAAAUUAUCUCCGUAGCGGUAAGAACUCGUGGCUCCGACGGCUACAGGAAAUGGGCCAACUCUCAUAUGUAUGGCAAGGCUGUAGAGCUAAUUAUAUUCGAUAGAAGAAACACUUCGCGUCGCAUAAUUCUUAGGCCGCUGGGCGAAAGAGAAGAGCCAGACGAAGGCAGAAGUGGCAACCUCGUUGGGAGAAACGCCGGGCGUUCUAAGCCAGUCGUUUCUUUGUGGAUUCGAUAGAUCACGACUUUCAUCAAAGAAGCUACUACUUGAAGUCGGUUAUACUUUUCCUUUCUCCUACUUCUGUUACCGUCUUCGUCUUUCACUGUCCAACAAGAUUCGUGAUACCUCCUCCACAUACAUCUUCGUCUUCGUCUUUCAUGUGACACCUUCGUGAUACCUGGAGAUCCAUCCCAGACUCCGGGAGUGAUGGCAGAGCAGGCGCAGUGGAACGACAUGGUCUUUGCGCCGCAUGUCGAAUGGACGCCUAAGCCGGAACGAGAUGCGUACGAGCGAAAGUAUCCAACAGCAAAACUCAUCGGAGGAACAGGUGGGGCGCCUUUGGCUACGGAGUUCGGUGGUGGGAUGUUGAGGUUCAUAUUCGAGUUUCUUCGGAAACGCUUUCAAUUUCGCUGGAUCCUGGUCCAGCACGAUGACGUUUAUCUGCACUUAGUUAAGGCUAUCGAUGAUUCAGUCAUAUAAGAAAACAGAGCUUUUCUAACUGUAAGAGCUGUUUAGGCGUUGGCCUGUUCACUUAUCACUAUCGAUGAUUCAGUCUUAUAAGAAAACAGAGCUUAUUUACUGGGUGACCUCAUAGGUAGACACGCGCAGCUACAAACGAGGUUCCAUGACACAUGACUGUAAGAGCUGCGCCUCUAGAAGUUCUUAGUGUAUGCACAACCGAUAGGGCCCUUGAUGAUUUGAUUCAGUCCUAUACGAAGAUGCAGCUUCAUCUCCAGCUCCUGUAAGAGAUGGCAAUUCUUCAAGUGCUUCUUGUCAAGACGAAAAAAUUCUAAUUUCGGCACGUUUUUGGAUACAUUGGGUGAUUGCGGAGAGCCAGAAAAUAAGGUCAUAGGCAGACUCUACGACGAACCGGGGAUGGGACCGGAGAAGAUGGUGGACGGACUUUCAUUUGUUUAUGAACAUGCUUAUAGAGUACAUCUACCCACUUAUCUUUUUUUCCCUCGACCAUUCAGUGAUUAUAGAUAGUGUGCACUACAAAAAGUCCCCCUGCUCCCUCCCCUUCUAAAGUUCUUUGUCCCGCGACUUGUUUCAAGUCUUAACGGAUGCGACGUUUUUGAGUCGAAGUCGAGUGACUGACUCUCUGACAGGGACCAUCAAUAGGUGGCUUUUGCCUUUCGAAGUGACAAAAAUCGAAUUGCCGUAUGCGAAAUUCAGACUAGAAAAUGCACAGUGUCCCCUGGAUGCAGCGUUCCUGCAUCCGAUAAACCCAGAAGCAAUGCAGCUGAUGGACGACCAUGCUCGUCCGAAUGAGCCACCCUGUGGCGUUUUCUAUCGCGAAGAACUCGGUGCACCGGGAGAAAAGCGGGCGGAACUUUGAAAACGGUCUAACUCUCGUUGAUGUGGUUCCUCGAACCCGAACAUGAGUAAGCUACAUCACCACAUCUAGUAGAUCAUGAUAGUGAGAAAACAGAAUAAGUAUGGGAUUCUAGGAGCACGGAGACGCUAUAUUAUCAUAGAGACGAGAACAAGACAGAACAAGAAUGAGAUCAGUUUCGAGUACGUAUUUUUGAUCGCAGCCUUGCAGUAUCGGAUGAACAGCUGCCAAAGAUUGCAGCACUUGCACCUAAACUUAAUGAUACUUACGUUCUUUGUUGUGUGCAAUAGGUAUGAAGUCCUCGCCUGUAGUUCUUAUAUUCUAGAUAUGAAGGUGUGUAUGCGAUAUGUUGGGCAUCUGACUUACACGAGCUACAACACUUAGAGAAUAAAAACUUGUUGAAGUUGGAAUAUAGUGAAGAAUGUAUCGUCUUGGAAAUAUAGCGAUAAAUAGCAGCAUUGAAAAUAGUUGGUUCAAUGGGAUCAGCGCGCGCAACAAGGACAAGAGGGUAUUGCCGACGAGACGGGUAGUAUUUUGAGGAAACAAGUGUAAUACAAGGUUAACCAGUUACCGACCAUUGUGCUGUAAUGGAGCACAGUUCUGUUGGAAUGCGU